AUGGAGAGCAAAGAUGAUGUCGUAGUUGAAUCGAGGCAAACAGAGAAAGAUACGAAAGUCGGGCUGUUGUUGAAUAGCCAUGAAGAUAAAGUUGAUGAGGAUGCCCUGAAGAUCAGAGAUGAUCUCUGGACUACACCAAGAGCAACGAAGAAAGCCACGGGUGACAAUCUACUCCUGAGCACGCGGACUGCAGCGAGCAGCGAUGUUGUCGAAAGCAAGCAUGAAAAUCCAGGUGAACACAGAGCUCAUGCUUUAGAAUCACUCCUUGAACUGUGUGCACGUUUGCUCAAAGAGCAUAAGUUCGAUGAGCUCGCGGGCGUGCUAAAGGCCUUCGGGGAAGACGCUGUCUCUUCACGAGAGACAGCGAUCUGGCUCACCAAAAGCUUAAUGAAGGCUCAGAAUCAGGCUGAGAACUCCUAGUGAUUUAUUAGUGUUCAAUUUCUAGUGAUUUAUUUAUUGUAAAGGUCAAGUUUGUGCUUUUUUGUGGGGUGUGUGUAUAAUUUGUUAGCUAAAAGCGAGUGUGAUUGAGUUUUAAGGAUGAAUCUGUAGAGGAAACUAAAGUUAGUUUGAUUUUGCCUUUUCUCCCUAAAUGGUGUUUAGUGUAUUGAAAUAAGAAACUAUCCAAAAUAUUGUAAUCUUUUUUACUUUUUAAUUCAAGCUUGAGGAUGAUGACAA
This is a messenger RNA of Salvia splendens (bonfire salvia), 675 nucleotides long. Its product is annotated as serine/threonine-protein kinase Nek6-like. NCBI's taxonomy places the organism in Eukaryota, Viridiplantae, Streptophyta, Magnoliopsida, Lamiales, Lamiaceae. Bases 1 to 420 code for a protein of 139 amino acids. The record is from RefSeq and is a predicted model, not a curated record. The transcript has a single exon.